AUGAAAAGAAAAAGAAGAGAUCCAAGGUCGGGAGUGCUUAUCUCAGACCAAGUCCAAAAGGAAGUUUCAAAGAUUGAGCCUGAUUCUAUGACUCAAAACAUACCAAGCCCUGUCACUGAGUCCAUUCCAGUGAUUCAAGAGAUUUCAAGCAUGUUGCCUGAGUCUACUCCUAUGUAUAAGGACUUUCAAAGCCCUAUUAUUGAAGAAGUAGUUUUUCCUUUGAAGAGCUCAGCAGAAAAGGAUUUGAUUAUUGGAAAGCGGGACAUUAGAAUCAGUGAUUUUGAAAAGGAGAACUCCAUUAAAGAUGCAAAGAUUUCAGAACUUCAAGCAAAUCUUGGUGGUCUAACUGCUUUAUUCUUUAAUCUAAACCAACGCUUACAUCAAAAGUUUGGUGAUGAUUUUCAACCUUUAAGCGUUGAAGGAUAA
Messenger RNA from Lactuca virosa, 426 nucleotides. Lineage: Eukaryota; Viridiplantae; Streptophyta; Magnoliopsida; Asterales; Asteraceae. The record is from the annotation of a GenBank genome assembly.